This is a messenger RNA of Phytophthora sojae, 432 nucleotides long. RefSeq lists its product as hypothetical. The coding region runs from base 1 to 432 and encodes 143 amino acids. The transcript is spliced from 3 exons. The record is from RefSeq and is a predicted model, not a curated record. NCBI's taxonomy places the organism in Eukaryota, Oomycota, Peronosporomycetes, Peronosporales, Peronosporaceae.
AUGACGGUAUAUCAAUCCUCGAGUUCUCUACAUCUAGCCGUCUCACAUAGCGAAUUCUACUGUGGACCAGUCAUUCAAGAGCUUCUUCGAGUGACGGGAAUGCGUCUCGCCUUUUUCCUGGUCCUGAUUGUGGCUACUUUGAUCGUGAUCUGCGAGGGAUUCACCAGCGCUGAGCAACCCACCGAACUCACGGCCGUCGCUACCAAACUCAGAGGGAAGCACAGACCAAGCGAUGCUGCGGAUGAAGAGAGAUGGGUUGCCCAUUUCUGGCACAAGCCUUCGGAGAACUCAGCGCCCUACGUCGAUGUGAAGCGCGAGACGACGCCUUUGAAGUAUAAUACGCUUUUUUCUGUGCUUGCUGCUGGUUUAGUGGCUGGCUUAGCUGUUGCUGUUCCCAAGAUCGCAAAAUUGAUUUCCGGCUCGUCAGACUGA